UCUGUUUGACAAAUGCGCUGCUCUCCCAGCGGCCCCCCUUCCCUCUCUAGUCUACUGUCCUGCUCGGUUAUAACGCUAUUUCUGCUGUCCGCUUCAACAAGUCUCGGUGAAGCUUUUUCAAAAGCAGUCUCUUCCUCAAAGCUUCGUUUGCUGUAGGCCCGGAUGGCUGUCCGUCUUCUCCGAUCCAUGGCCCCGUGUGCAUCCAUGGCCCUGCUCCAAUGCAUGCGCUCCUAUAAGACCGCACGGCCACUCCUAAUACUGACUACACCCGCUGCGCUAGGAACGUGCCGAAGUAAGAAGACAUGGCCUAAAACGUUCCCCGAGGAAGAGCUGAGGAAGCGUUUGACCCCAAUGCAGUACCAUGUUACUCAGCAGAAGGGCACAGAGAGCGCAUUCACAGGAAAAUAUGUAGAUAAUAAAGAGGAGGGAACUUACCACUGUGUUGUUUGCGGUGCACCUCUUUUCAUGUCUGAAAAGAAGUUCGACUCAGGAUCAGGAUGGCCUUCUUUUUUUGAUUUGAUCAAUAAGGACGCUAUAGCUCAAACAGAUGACUUUUCAUACGGGAUGCACAGAGUGGAGACAACCUGCAGUCAGUGUGGUGCUCACCUGGGCCACCUCUUCGAUGAUGGACCUCGACCAACAAAGAAACGCUACUGCAUAAACUCAGCCUCGCUCAGUUUCCAGCCCAAAAACAGCGCCACUGAGGAAGUUGAAGCAUCUGGUGCAGCAGGUCAAUCAUCCGCUAGCAGGAAUGAAGAACUUUAAUAGGACUUGGAAGAAGAUCAGAUCGACUCCAAAGUCACUCCAACUGUCGAUUCCAAAUCAAGUGAGCUGUGCAAUCAUGCUUAGCAACAUUGGUCUGAAUGAUGGGUCCUUCAAAGAUCACAAUACGCAAUAAUAUCAGUGUUCAGAUAUCAGAUUAGAAUGGCCUUAUGUUUUCUCCUAAACUUUUGCAUUUUAAUUAUUGCGUCAUUUGAAGAACUCACUUCACUUUCAUAAAAUUUACUCCGCUAAACUGUUAUUUAACACUCAGUGGUGGUUUUAAAAUAUAGAUAAAUAUAAUAUUUUUCUUCUACAAUGUGUGAGACCAAAUCUGGGGUUUUAAGUGAACCUUUUCAAAUUUUCUUUUCAUUUAAAACAAAGGCUUCCAGAAUACUUGAGUACAAAGAAACAUCCCUGCAGGCACAGGACGUCAACAUGAUGUCAUAUUGACGUUGUAUCCCAACGUACCCAAACAUCAUGGGGACGUAGGAUUUUGUUUGGAAAUGAAAAUUGGGUUGACGUCAAACCUAACGUCAGGCCAAUGUCAAUGUCAAACCUAAAAUCAACUAAAUAUCAUUGUCUAAUCAUGUUACACCUUGACGUUGUGUAGAUGUUACUACUAUGACAUCUAUCAGACGUUGGAUUUUGGUCACUUUCCAAAACAACUUCAAAACCAAUUAUCAACGUAAUUUGACGUCGUUAUAGGACGUCAAAAUAACAUUGUCCUUAGAUGCUGGCUAAACAUUGAAUUCUGGUCUCUUGACGUCAUGACCUAAAUCUAACCUUACAUUAAUGUCUUUUGUUGUGUGCCUACUGGGUUUGUGAUGGAAUGGUAACUAGAACUAUUUCGUAUUCUGCACUAUGACUCUGUACAGACGGUUAGACCUUCCAUUUGAAGAUCAAGACUCUUUGGGUUAUUUUUAAAUCAUGCUAAAGAACAUGAUAGUACGGUCGACGUUGAAUCUUCCUUUGAAAUUUUAACUCAAAUUGUUAUUCUGAUAAUAUUUUCCAUGCAUUUUUCACUAGUGGUCUCUGACUUUCUGGACCCCAUUGUAUAUUGAAAGCCUAGUCAUUGGAAACAAAUUAUAGAUGUGUACUUUCUCAGAGCGCUGUGUUGUUUUUGAAGUGACAUGUGAUACAGGGGAGGUCAAGAAGUUUGGAGAAAAUGCUAUGCAAGUGCUCCUGUGAGCAGUAAAAUAAGCACCGGUCUGAGAACAAAGCAUUCUUUGAAAUAAAAUGGAACAGAUGACAAAUGUUUAGUCUGAACACAAAUGUA
Molecule: messenger RNA, 2038 nt
Organism: Danio aesculapii
Lineage: Eukaryota; Metazoa; Chordata; Actinopteri; Cypriniformes; Danionidae
Gene: msrb3
Product: methionine sulfoxide reductase B3
Exons: 7
Coding region: 163-765 (200 amino acids)
Biological process (GO): response to oxidative stress; protein repair
Cellular component (GO): cytoplasm
Molecular function (GO): peptide-methionine (R)-S-oxide reductase activity
Source: RefSeq, a predicted model, not a curated record